AUGUAUCUACACAGACACAUCUCUCUCCUCACUGAUACAUCACAGCGUCCCAACACCCGGUUCCGAUUAACUGCGGUGGAUAUAUGUGCCUUUUCACGAAGUCCGGCCCAGCAUGUGAUAUCUGCUGGCCCAGAUCGCAAUGAGUCUCUUGGUUGGCGUCAUGUUCCUGUUCAUCACAUUCGGCCACCGCUGCCUGUAACAACCAAAUCACGCAUCGAUCUACAAACUGUCAUUCCACGGGUGUUCCUCUUUGUCCAAAAUUGUACUCUGAGAUGCGGUGAUUCAUCCAUCGAAAUUGAAAUACUCGUCGACUGA
Colletotrichum costaricense is the source of this 315-nucleotide messenger RNA. RefSeq lists its product as uncharacterized. Bases 1 to 315 code for a protein of 104 amino acids. The transcript has a single exon. The record is from RefSeq and is a predicted model, not a curated record. Lineage: Eukaryota; Fungi; Ascomycota; Sordariomycetes; Glomerellales; Glomerellaceae.